UACCACAAGUGAUAAUGAUGUAAUAGAAGAUAAAGAACAAAAUGAAAUGACAACUGAUAAUGAGGUAAUAGAAAAUGGUGAUCAGAUUGAUACCACAUGUGAUAAUGAAGAAGAUGAUGAAUAUAAUGAAACCACAAGUGAUAAUAAAGUAAUAGAAGAUGAUGAACAUAAUAAAACCACAGGUGAUAAAGAGGUAGUAGAAGAUGAUGAAAACAAUGAAACCACAAUUGAUCAUGAAGUAAUAGAAGAUGAAGAACAGAAUGAAGCCACAAGUGAUAAUGAGGUAAUAGAAGAUGAAGAACAGAAUGAAAUAACAACUGAUAAUGAGGUAAUAGAAAAUGGUGAUCAAAUUGAUACCACAUGUGAUAAUGAAGAAGAUGAUGAAUAUAAUGAAACCACAGGUGAUAAUGAGGUAGUCAAAGAUGAUGAAAACAAUGAAGCCAUAAGUGAUAAAGAGGUAACAGAAGAUGAUGAACAGAAUCAUACCACAAGUGAUAAUGAUGUAAUAGAAGAUAAAGAACACGAUGAAAUAACAACUGAUAAUGAGGUAAUAGAAAAUGGUGAUCAAAUUGAUACCACAUGUGAUAAUGAAGAAGAUAAUGAAUAUAAUGAAACCACAGGUGAUAAUGAGGUAGUCAAAGAUGAUGAAAACAAUGAAGCCAUAAGUGAUAAAGAGGUAACAGAAAAUGAAGAACAGAAUCGUACCACAAGUGAUAAUGAGGUAAUAGAAGAUGAUGAACAGAAUGAAGCCACAAGUGAUAAUGAGGUAACAGAAGAUGAGGAACAGAAUGAAGCCACAAAUGAUAAUGAGGUAACAGAAGAUGAAGAACAAAAUGAAAUGACAACUGAUAAUGAGGUAAUAGAAAAUGGUGAUCAGAUUGAUACCACAUGUGAUAAUGAAGUAAUAGAAAAUGGUGAUCAGAUUGAUACCACAUGUGAUAAUGAAGAAGAUAAUGAAUAUAAUGAAACUACAGGUGAUAAUGUGGUAGUCAAAGAUGAUGAAAACAAUGAAGCCAUAAGUGAUAAAGAG
Messenger RNA from Limulus polyphemus (Atlantic horseshoe crab), 1030 nucleotides. RefSeq names its product protein PFC0760c-like. Lineage: Eukaryota; Metazoa; Arthropoda; Merostomata; Xiphosura; Limulidae. The transcript is spliced from 2 exons. The record is from RefSeq and is a predicted model, not a curated record. The annotation marks the transcript as partial.